This is a messenger RNA of Drosophila willistoni, 627 nucleotides long. RefSeq names its product cell wall integrity and stress response component 2-like. The transcript is spliced from 2 exons. The record is from RefSeq and is a predicted model, not a curated record. Bases 1 to 627 code for a protein of 208 amino acids. NCBI's taxonomy places the organism in Eukaryota, Metazoa, Arthropoda, Insecta, Diptera, Drosophilidae.
AUGAGAGAAGAGUGGUAUGGGCACCACUGCAGUGGCGAGAACCAGAACCAGAGAAAGAGCCAGAAUCAAGGGGACGAGGGCCAGGAGCAUAACCAGACAGCAGUGAGACAUAAGAGAAAGCAACUAACUACCAUGAAAUCGAAAUUCUCAGUAUGCUUCUGCCUUUUGGCUUUGAUCGCGGUUGCUAUGGAUGCUGAUGCGGCAGGAUCUUCUUCAGCAUCGACUCCAUCCACGUCGACUCCGACUUCUUCAACACCAUCGACUUCAACAACUCCCAGUUCGUCGUCGUCGACUCCAUCGUCAUCGUCAUCAACGCCCUCGUCUUCAUCCUCGUCAACUCCUUCGUCUUCGUCUACAAGUACUACGCCUUCAUCUUCGUCCUCAACUUCGCCCACAGCUUCGACUCCAGUUACUACCACAACAACAGAUGCUACUACAACAACAACAACAACUGAAUCCUCAAGCAGCUCCAGCAGUUCCAGCAGCUCUAGCAGCAACCGUAAUAAGAGACGUCGUGAGCGUAGAAGGCGCGAGAGGCGUCGCGAACGUCGUCAAGAGAAACGUCGCGAACGUCGUCAGGAGAAGCGUCGCGAACGUCGCCGACAAAACAAGCGCCGUCAAGGUUAA